CUCCAAACCCGCUGGGCGACCCAGGCAGGUAAUUGCAGUAAUCUAGCAAUUCUACGGCAUAGCAGGUGGCCCUCGCCCCCCCCACUCGAUCCUCUUUUUGCUGCAUUUCCGGUCCCGUGUCUGCUUGCAACACCGCAACGAACAUAACAUACUUUUCUCCCCGUUCCCAUUUCCACCUUUCCCCUUCCUCUGCCAAACCAACCCCCGAUCCGCCUUUUUAAAUACAACAACCACACCACUCCUCUGUUGCCGCAACCAUGGAUGAGAUUGCAAAGGAAUACGAUGUUAUCGUGCUGGGCACUGGCCUGACUGAGUGUAUUCUCUCUGGUGUCCUCAGUGUGAAGGGUAAGAAGGUCCUCCACAUUGACCGCAAUGACCACUACGGCGGCGAGGCAGCUUCCGUGAACCUCGAGACGCUCUUUAAGAAGUAUGGCAACUACGCACAGGGCGAGGAGCCCUGGACAAAGUACGGCCGUCUGAAUGACUGGAACAUCGACCUCGUUCCCAAGUUCCUCAUGUCUGCUGGCGAGCUGACCAACAUCCUCGUCUCAACUGACGUCACACGAUACCUCGAGUUCAAGCAGGUUGCCGGCAGCUACGUCCAGCAGGGCCAGAGCUCCAAGGCCACCGUCGCCAAGGUUCCCUCCGAUGCCGGUGAGGCCCUGCGCUCGCCCUUGAUGGGCAUCUUCGAGAAGCGCCGCAUGAAGAGCUUCAUCGAGUGGGUCGGCACCUUCGACAUUAAGGACCCCGCCACGCACAAGGGCCUUGACAUCAGCACGGUCACCAUGAAGGAGGUCUACGACAAGUUCGGCCUCGAGACUGGCACUCGUGACUUCAUCGGCCAUGCCAUGGCCCUCUUCACCACCGAUGACUACCUCAACAAGCCCGGUGCCGCCCCGGAGGCCAUUGAGCGCAUCCGCCUGUACGGCACCUCGGUUGCCCGCUACGGCAAGUCUCCUUACAUCUACCCUCUGUACGGUCUCGGCGAGCUUCCCCAGGGUUUCGCCCGUCUGUCGGCCAUCUACGGAGGUACCUACAUGCUCAACACCAACGUCGACGAGGUGCUGUACGAGGGCGGCAAGGCUGUCGGUAUCAAGGCCACCAUGACUGGCGUUGAGGAGAUGAAGUUCGAGACCAAGGCCAAGAUGAUCCUCGGCGACCCCAGCUACUUCCCUGGCAAGGUCAAGGUUGUCGGACAGGUCCUGCGUGCCAUUUGCAUUUUGAAGCACCCUCUGGCCGGCACCAGCGACGCCGACUCUGCCCAGCUCAUUAUCCCCCAAUCCCAGAUUGGCCGCAAGAACGACAUCUACAUCGCCUGCGUCUCAUCGGCACACAACGUCUGCCCCAAGGGCUACUGGAUCGCUAUCGUCUCGACCAUUGCCGAGACCAACGCCAACCACCACGUCGAGCUUCAGCCCGGCCUGGAGCGUCUCGGUCAGAUCGAAGAGCAGUUCAUGGGUGCCCCCAUCCCCAUUUACGAGCCCACGGACGACGGCACCGGCGAUAACGUCUUUGUCUCCAAGAGCUACGACGCCAGCAGUCACUUCGAGAGCACGACCGACGACGUCAAGGACAUCUACCGCCGCGCCACCGGUGAGGAGCUCAAGGUUGAGGGCCUGAGAGAGGGUCUCCAGGUCGCAGCUGAGCAGUAGGCGCGAGGUUGUUAUGGAACCACGGAAGGAGGGCUACAGGCGGGGGGAAGUCGAGUCUUGAGAGGCAUCAAGCCAUCGUAUGUCGCAACAGACGGCAAUCCGGAGUAGAUAUAUAUACGCCUCGGACGUAAAUCAUCUUGGGGUGGGACUCUUCAAGGUUAUUUCAAACCAAAUUACUGCACUUUUUAAUCCCUUCAUCCAUAGUGUCCGCAACACAAAUGUAACAUGCGGACGAGCACGAUGCAAGCCUUGGGGUGGGGGGUAU
Messenger RNA from Colletotrichum navitas, 1917 nucleotides. RefSeq names its product GDP dissociation inhibitor. The coding region runs from base 258 to 1652 and encodes 464 amino acids. The transcript has 8 exons. Gene Ontology annotation, biological process: small GTPase-mediated signal transduction; protein transport; vesicle-mediated transport. Gene Ontology annotation, molecular function: Rab GDP-dissociation inhibitor activity. The record is from RefSeq and is a predicted model, not a curated record. NCBI's taxonomy places the organism in Eukaryota, Fungi, Ascomycota, Sordariomycetes, Glomerellales, Glomerellaceae. Gene Ontology annotation, cellular component: cytoplasm.